GUAUCGAUACACACACAUCUCCUCUCCGCAUUUUACACCUAACUGUACAAGGAGCCGCAUGGUUACUAUAAUACGUGUACAAUAGUGUUAACUUGGGUCUUUGAAAAUUUCGACCAUAAGAACUUUAUCUUUUGAUCUAUAUUACCUAGGACUAUGGAUGUCUAAGCGCCCCCCGUGGAGCAUAAUAUUGCGUCCACAUCUUGUAUACGGGGGAAUAUUAAUUAUUUAACAAGCGAAUUACUGUGUUUGAACAACAGUUUUUGACUUCGUCUUCGUUCAGAAAUCAACUGGAGAAGCGGAAUAACAACAACCUUCAUACUGCUGCCAGUCAAAUGGAGAUAAGCCUAUCUCCUGUUGCAAAGUCAUUUCUUGCUGGUAGUUUUAGUGGAACAUGUUCAACAUUAUUGUUCCAACCACUGGACCUAGUAAAAACUAGGGUGCAGUCAUCAAUAACCAAUGGAAAUAAAGUGGGUAUGGUCGCAGUCUUUACCAAUGUUGUUAAAGAUGAGACUUUAGUUGGAUUAUGGCGGGGAUUAAUACCGUCAAUAACAAGAUGUGUACCAGGUGUAGGCGUUUAUUUCUCUACUAUUCACUACUUGCGAACAAAUUACGGAAGUAAAGAUCCUCACCCAUUGGAAUCAUUAACCCUUGGAGCUUUAGCAAGAUGUUUUGCUGGUGUCUCAGUCUUACCAUUCACUGUUGUUAAAACAAGAUAUGAGAGUGGAACAUUCGCUUAUAGAGGGGUAUCACAAGCUCUAAUUGGUAUUUAUUCCCUCGAAGGACUAAAAGGGUUAUACAGUGGGUUGGCACCAACUUUAUUAAGAGAUGCCCCUUUCUCUGGUCUCUACUUGAUGUUUUAUUCACAGAUCAAGAAAAGUUUACCUCCUAAUAUUCUCCACAAUGGCUCACCUAUCAUCCAUUUUCAAUGUGGUAUUCUUGCUGGAAUGCUGGCAUCAUUGGUAACCCAACCAGCAGAUGUAAUAAAGACACAUAUGCAGCUAAACCCACAGAAGUUCGGCAACAUCAGAUCAGCUGUGGUUUACGUAUUUGAGAGGGAAGGUAUGGUUGGGUUUUGGAGAGGACUCAUUCCUCGAACUAUUCGAAGGACGCUUAUCUCGGCAAUGGCGUGGACUAUUUAUGAAGAGUUCAUGAAAAACUGUGGCUUGGGAAAAUAACUUGUAAAUCUCAACAACAGUUAUUGAAAUGCUGUCAUGAAAUUUAACCUUCAUAAACAGGUGUAAAAUCAGUGGAUUUAAAAUGUGUUAAUGCCAACAUUGAAUAAUGAAUAUAGUGUCAGCUACUCCUGCAUUUUUGAGCGAGUGAUGUUGAAUUUAUUAACAAAAUGAAACUUUAUAAAUGUUAUGGAUGUUCAUUAUUUAUUUUUUACUUUGUGAGAGAGAAUUGUGAUUAGGUGGUUAGGCAUAAAUUUAGUGCAAUGAAUUCCAGUCUAUUGCAUUUAAUCAUUUUGACUAUUGAAAGCAUUCUGUGAUGGAAGGUGAAUUAUCAUUUGUUUGUAUAUAGAUUAUAUUUUUUUUCUUUUAAUAAUUUGAUAUUAUGUUAAUAAUUACGUAUGUUUGUUUUCUGUAAAAUCCAUAGAAAUAUUUUCUUUAUAAGCAAUUACGUGAAAUAUUUGAAGUUGCCAUAUGUUUAUUGUUACUUUUAAUGUUAUGAUAAUUUCUAUUAUUCAUUUUUGAUGAUUAAUAUUAUUCUAUUUUUGUACCAGUACUUUAUUAAAAGUUCUAUGAUGAAUAUAUUAUUUAUUGUGGACUUUAUUGGUGUCAUUUUUAUGCAAUAUUAAUGCUGUAUACACCCACAGAUGCAUGUUGGAUAGGCGCUAUCAGAAGAAUCUUCUGUUGAACUCGAUUUGACAAUUUGAGUAUAAUUUAUACAUAUACACAUGUACAUAAUUUUCUAUAGCCGAUGUAUAGUGUAUAUAUAUAACUGUACAUCAGUUUAAAUCUUAUACAUUUCAUCAUUAUUAUGCACUACAAAUGUGAGAUUAGUAGCUGUAAUAAAAUUUUAAAUAAUUUUGCAAA
This is a messenger RNA of Patella vulgata (common limpet), 2036 nucleotides long. Its product is annotated as mitochondrial glycine transporter A. Gene Ontology annotation, biological process: glycine import into mitochondrion. The coding region runs from base 333 to 1175 and encodes 280 amino acids. The record is from RefSeq and is a predicted model, not a curated record. Lineage: Eukaryota; Metazoa; Mollusca; Gastropoda; Patellidae. The transcript is spliced from 10 exons. Gene Ontology annotation, cellular component: mitochondrion; mitochondrial inner membrane. Gene Ontology annotation, molecular function: glycine transmembrane transporter activity.